Entrophospora sp. SA101 is the source of this 765-nucleotide messenger RNA. Lineage: Eukaryota; Fungi; Glomeromycota; Glomeromycetes; Entrophosporales; Entrophosporaceae. The record is from the annotation of a GenBank genome assembly.
AUGGAUAAUUCAGAGAAUUUGUACAGAGAACAUGAAUUAUUAACUGAACAUUUUGGAUUUCUUCCAAUUUCUAUAAUUGAUGAUAUUAUUAAUGUUGUUAAUGAAAUUAUAUAUGCUGCUCUUACUGGAAUAGAAGUUUUCGUUGGAAAAGAAUUAGGACAAGUGGAAGAAGCUGCACAGGGAAUGCAUAAAGUUGAAACGUUACUUGAGAAUUUGAUCGAUCGAAAUUAUGAAAUUUUUGAAAGAUAUACAUUAGACAAUAUUUUUGCUAUACGUGAAAAUGUUCAAAUAACAUUAAAUCACUACAAGGGAUUGGAUUUUACAAUAGAUCAAAGUGAAGAAGAUAAAAUCGAUAAAGAAUUAAAAGAAAUGAGGAGAUCAACACUUUUUACUAAGUUGGAAAAAGAUCAUAAUGUUUUUCCUGUAACAGAUACAUUUCAAAAUAUUCAAAAUCAAAUAAUUAAAUUAAAAAACAAUCUUAGUAGAUUAUAUGAACACACUAAUAAUGGCAAUGAUGAUAAUAACAAUCGUAAAAACUAUAAUUUAUAUAUUAAAAUUGAAGAUGAACGAGAAGAAUUUAUUCGUAACAGAGCAUCAAAAAUUGUUGAACAAAUUAAAUUGAAAAGAAUACAAGUAAAUGAAGAUGAAGAUAAUAAUAAUUAUAAAAAAAGAAAAAUUGAAGAAAAUCCUUCUGCUAAAGAAAAUGAUGAAUUAUUAAAAGAAGUGGAUGAAUUAGAAAUCCUUAAAACAAUCUUUAAUCUAUAA